This is a messenger RNA of Closterium sp. Naga37s-1, 5085 nucleotides long. Lineage: Eukaryota; Viridiplantae; Streptophyta; Zygnematophyceae; Desmidiales; Closteriaceae. The record is from the annotation of a GenBank genome assembly.
AUGGUGAACGAGGACAAAUGGGAGCUGAAGCCGCAUCCCGUGAUUCCCCGCGGGAAGCCGCUCGUGCUUAUGAUCCUCGACGGAUGGGGAGAGAAUGUCGAGGACGACUAUAACGCGAUCUACAAGGGCAACUGCCCGCACAUCAAGGCGCUGCGCGAGAACCGCCCCAACCGCUGGCGCACGAUCAAGGCGCACGGCAAGGCCGUGGGGCUGCCGAGCGACGGCGACAUGGGGAACUCGGAAGUCGGGCACAACGCCAUGGGCGCGGGGAAGGUCAUCAACCAGGGAGCGGCGCUGGUCGACACCGCGCUCGAGACGGGCGACAUGUUCAAGAGCGAGGGCUUUAACUACGUCAGGGAGGCGUGGGACAACGGCGGCACCUUCCACAUGAUCGGGCUGCUCAGCGACGGCGGGGUGCACUCGCGCUACGACCAGGUGAUCGGCACCAUCCACGGCGCGUGGGAGCGCGGCGCGAAGCGCGUGCGCGUGCACGUGCUGACGGACGGUCGCGAUGUGCCGGACGGGUCAUCCCUGCAGUUCGUGGCGCAGCUUGAGAAGGACCUCGAGCUUCUGCGCGGGCAGGGCUGCGACGCCAAGAUCGCGUCUGGUGGCGGGCGGAUGCGCGUCACCAUGGACCGUUACGAGGCGGAUUGGAAUAUCGUGGAGCGCGGGUGGCACGCGCACGUGCUGGGCGAGGCGCCGUUCAAGUUCAAGUCCGCGCUCGAGGCGCUGAAGAAGAUCAAGGCGGACGAUCCGAGCGUGAACGACCAGUACUACCCGCCGUGGGUGAUCGUGGACGAUGAGGGCAAGCCCGUGGGGCCGAUUGUUGAUGGCGAUGCCGUUGUUAUCUGGAACUUCCGCGCGGAUCGGGUGAUUCAGAUCGCCAAGGCCUUCGAGUACCCGGACUUCCACCAGUUUGACCGCAUCCGCGUGCCCAAGGUGCACUUUGCGGGCAUGAUGCAGUACGACGGGGAUCUCAAGCUGCCCGCAAAGUUCCUCGUCGCGCCGCCCGUCAUCGAAAACACCUCCGGGCAGUACCUCGUGAAGAACGGCGUUCGCACCUUCGCUUGCAGUGAGACGCAGAAGUUUGGGCACGUGACGUUCUUUUGGAACGGCAACCGGUCGGGCAAGCUGGAUGAUGAGUUGGAAACCUACCACGAGGUGCCCAGCGACAACUGCCCCUUCAACGAGAAGCCCCUCAUGAAGGCGCGCGAGAUUGCGGCCGUGUGCAAGGAGGCGAUUCUGUCGGGGAAGUAUGACUACAUUCGGCUGAACGUGGCGAAUGGCGACAUGGUGGGGCACACUGGCGUGUUUGACGCUGUGCUGGAGGCGUGUGAGGCCGUGGACGGCAGUGUCAAGGAGCUGCUGGAGGCGGUGGAGCAGGUGGGCGGCAUCUAUUGUCUGACAGCGGACCACGGGAACUGUGAUGACAUGGUGCAGCGCAACAGCAAGACACACAAGCCCAUCCUCAGCCCCGACGGCACGCCAGCGCCUCUCACCUCGCACACCCUCGCCCCGGUUCCAAUCGCCAUUGGUGGACCAGUCGCACUCAGUUUACUCAUCGCCACUAGCGCCAGCCAGUCAACGGUUAGUAGCGAAACCGUCAGUAGUGCCGGCCAGUCAACUGGUAGAGGCGAGAUGCCGCCGCACGGAGCGCCGUUGAGUGGUAGCGUCGAGAGCAGCAGUCCUAACAGCUCGGGCAAUGCCAGCGGUAUUCUGAUUCCUAGGUGCGACCAGCGGCAGUACGAGGCGCUGGAGCUACCUAACGGGCUUACCGUGCUGCUUAUAUCGGAUCCUGAAACCGAUAAGGCUGCAGCGGCCAUGGACGUGGGAGUGGGGUCGCUCAGCGAUCCCGACGACGCGCCUGGCCUCGCUCACUUCUUAGAGCACAUGCUCUUCUAUGCUAGCGAGAAGUACCCUAUCGAGGACAGCUACAGUGACUUUCUCAACAAGCACAGCGGGCGGUCGAACGCAUACACGGCAGCGGAGAACACCAACUACCAGUUCGACGUGGCUGCUGAGUUCUUGGAUGAAGCGCUUGAUAGGUUCGCGCAAUUUUUCAUCGGCCCGCUCAUGUCAGCCGAUGCGACCAACCGGGAAAUCAAUGCGGUACACUCAGAGCACACCAAGAACCUGAUUUCCGACCCUUGGCGAAUCAACCAGCUACAAAAGAGCUUCUGCUCGCCCCAGCACCCGUUCUACAAGUUCAACGUCGGAUCGCUGGAGACGCUGAAGGAGGUGCCUGAGGCGAGUGGGAGGGACAUACGGCAGGAGUUGGUAACCUUUUAUGAGAAGUACUACUCUGCCAACCUCAUGCACCUCGUCGUCUAUGGCAAAGAAUCCCUCGCAUCGCUGCGGGCCAUGGUGGAGAGUCGCUUCGCCCUCAUCCCCAACAAGGCUCUGCAGCAGCCUGACAUCCCUGCCAACCCCUGCGGUCCCGAAUACACCAAGAAGCUAGUGCGGGCAGUGCCAGUGGCGGAGGGGCACAAGCUCGAGCUCGUGUGGCCCACCCCGGCGGACCAGCACCUGCACCGCGCCACGCCCUCACGCUACCUGGGGCACCUGAUUGGCCACGAGGGGCAUGGCUCGCUCUUCGCACUGCUCAAGAAGAAAGGGUGGGCCACGGCGCUAGGGGCAGGGCGCAGCCACAGCAGCAAGCAGUACGCCUUCUUUGCCGUCAACAUCGACCUCACGGACCUGGGCCAUGAGCACGCGAUGGAGGUGGCGGAGCUGGUGUUUCGGUACAUCGGGCUCAUUCAGAGCGGCCAGGGCAUUCAGAAGUGGAUCUUCGACGAGCUGGCAGCGGUGUGCGCCACCAAGUUCCACUUCCAGGACAAGCAGCAGCCGUUCUUCUACACCUCUGCCAUCUCUGCCGGCAUGCAGCUGUACCCACGGGAGGACUGGCUGGCAGGCGCCUCUCUGCCGAGAGACUUUGACCCCAAUGCUCUAGCUGACCUGGCCAAAGCCCUCACUCCCGACAACGUGCAGAUAUUUUGGCUGUCAAAGAAGUUUGAGGCGGAGGCAACAGAGGAGGAGCGCUGGUACAAGACAAAGCACUCCGCCCAGAGCAUCCCGGAUGACUUGCUGCAGCGCUGGAGGGAUGCAGUAACAGCUGCUCCUGAUGCUGACCCUUCACCACCUGCCACCACGCCUCCUAUGCCCAGUGCUGCUGCUGCUGCUGGUGGAGCCAGUGACAGUGCUGCUGCAGCAGCUGCUGCUGGUGGUGGUGCAGGCAGCGCAGCAGGGGAUGGUGGUGGGGACAGCAGCGAGCUGCAUCUGCCAGCACCCAACGAGUUUGUGCCCACCGACCUCGAUGUUCUCACACCACCCACAGGCAAGGUGUCCCCCCCCACGGUCAUCCACGCCACACCCAUGCUGCGCCUCUGGCACAAGCCCGACACGCUCUUCGGGCUACCCAAGGCGGUUCUCUUCAUGCAAAUCGCAUCGCCUGAAGCCUACACCUCCCCUCGCUCCGCCCUCCUCACUCGCCUCUUCGCCUCGCUGCUCCAAGACGCCCUCAACGCGUACGCGUACGAUGCGGAGAUUGCGGGGCUUAACUACUCGAUUGUGCCAAGCGUGCACGGCAUUCAGAUAUCGGCGUGGGGGUACAGCCAUAAGCUGCUGCUGCUGGUGGCUAAGAUCAUCGACCGCCUCGUCACCUACACUGUUGAUGCUGAUCGCUUCCACGUCAUCAAGGAGAAGGAGCAGCGGGAGUUUGAGAACUUCCGCUACGACCAGCCAUACGCGCAGGCCCUCUACUCCACGUCGCUGCUGCUGGCGCACCGGCGCUGGCACUUCUCCGACUACCUCGCCGCCCUGCCCGCUCUCCAACCAGAGCACCUCGCCGCCUUCCUCCCCUCGCUGCUCUCCCACGUCUCCCUCGAGCUCUUCGCCUCAGGCAACAUCGCCCCCACAGCAGCGAUAGCGUUCGCCCAGGAGACGGAAUCUCGUCUGCGGUCCAGCCCGAUCGCAGCAGCAGAGGCCCCUGUGCCCGCACAGCGGCCUGAGCUGCGCAUGGUGCGGCUGGGGGAUGGCAGUGCAGCUGUGCUGGCUGGGGAUAACCUCAACCCCGACGACGAGAACUCUGCUCUCGUGUUCUACCUGCAGGUGUGUCAGGACGGGGAGACCAUCAUCCUGCCGGCAGCCCCGGCAGCCCCAGCGCCCAGCAAGGAAGAAGCCGGCACCAGUGAAGUGACUCAGGCAACGGCGUCAGAGGCAGGGGGGGAGAGCGCGAACGGCGGGCUGAUUGUGGAGAAGCCGAAUGGGGAGGCAGCGGGGGUGAGCGUGCGAGCGCAUGUGGUGGCGCAGCUGCUGGUGCAGGUGGUGGAAAGGGAUGUGUUUUACGAGUUGCGCACCGUGCAGCAACUGGGUUACAUCGUCUUCCUCAUGUCUCGCAAUGAGAACGCAGUUCACGGCAUCACCUUCAUCAUCCAGUCAAACGUCAAGUCAGCGAGCGAUCUGGAUGGGCGGGUGGAGGCGUUUCUGCAGGCAGCAGAGAGCAAGCUGGCCAGUAUCACUGAGGAGGAGUUCCAGACCCAUGUGGCGGCGCUAGUGGCGAAGAAGCAGGAGAGGAAGAAGAAUCUGGUGGAGGAGGCGAAUGUGAUGUGGAAGGAAAUCGACGAUGCCAUGCUGGCCUUUGACCGCGUUGACCAGGAGGUGGCGGAGCUCCGAUUGCUGCGUCCAUCCCACGUGGCGCAUUUCUUUGCCACCGUGGUGAAGCAAGGCGCGCCCAAUAGGAGGCUGCUCAGCGUGCAGGUGCAGAGGCAUGACAAGGAAGCAGCGCCGGAGGAAGCAGCACCCGAGGAAGCAGCACCGGAGGAAGCAGCAACAACCUGUGCAGCGGAAAGCGCCCCCGAGCCUGCUGUGAAUGGUUCAGACAGCACUGCUCCCGUCUGUGCCGUAAGCCCUGAGAGUGGAGCAAGUGAUGCUGCCAGUGGAGGCAAGGAGGGAGCGAAAGAGUUGGUGGCAGCAUCAAGCAAGGAGAAGAGGGAAGUCAUUGACAACAUUUAUGAUUUCAAACGCUCCCAGGCUCUUUAUCCUUCGCUCAAAGGAAGGCCACUUCCGUCUUGCAUUGUAUCGUCAUAG